This is a messenger RNA of Heterobasidion irregulare TC 32-1, 4227 nucleotides long. RefSeq lists its product as uncharacterized. NCBI's taxonomy places the organism in Eukaryota, Fungi, Basidiomycota, Agaricomycetes, Russulales, Bondarzewiaceae. Gene Ontology annotation, biological process: molybdenum incorporation into molybdenum-molybdopterin complex; Mo-molybdopterin cofactor biosynthetic process. Gene Ontology annotation, molecular function: molybdopterin molybdotransferase activity. The transcript has 16 exons. Gene Ontology annotation, cellular component: cytoplasm; cytosol. Bases 1 to 4227 code for a protein of 1408 amino acids. The record is from RefSeq and is a predicted model, not a curated record.
AUGAGCGCAACAAUCAACGAUCCAUUUCUCCUCUCCGCCUACGACCUCUCCAAACGCUUCACACAUGCGGGCGACUCGUCUAGACACAGAAGCGGUGUCUCGAACGUCUACGUGACGCACCACCAGCCCGUCGGGAGCAAGGAAGGAUAUGCUACUGUCGCAUCUCACGGAGACGGUGUACACCUUCUGGAUGUCUCAAAUUUACACCUCGCGAGCUCGCGGACACUCGGGCCUUCAACUAGCUUUUAUUGCCCGGCGGUUUCCCGGACAGUCUCUGAAGACGGCGCACAAAUACGGAGGACAUACGCUGUGAUUGACUCGUCACCGGAUGUGAUCCCGGAAGAGAGCGGCAGGACAGUAUGGAUGUGGAGGGACGACGAGGCCGGCGAGUCCAGUGCGAGGUCAAGAAACAAAAAUACCCUUUGUGUUUUGAAAAUUUAUCCUUUGAAGGCUCCCCAAAAAAUACACCGGAUAUAUGCGCCGUCCGAUACGCCGUCUCUAUCACUUUUGGUGUCCCCAAGUGGAGACGUGACAGUAGCAGAUGGCGAUCUCAAUAUCCAUACCUCUCAAGCGUAUUCUGACAGCAGCGCUUCCGUGCGCAAGAGUUUCGUCUUCUCGCAACCGUCGUGCUCUUUUCUCUCUGGUGGACCGUCCUCGCGGUGCGCUGUCGUUUUGUUCUUGAUCAUCGGAGAACGCCUCCAGCUACAUGUUUUGACGGCGGGCGAGGAUGGACUUGAGAUCGUUUUUGAUGAUGCCAUUCCACUCCAAGACCAUGAUAUUGCAGACAUCUCCUGCAGUCCCUCGGGGUAUAUAAGUAUCCUCAGUCGUGCUGGGACUUGGACUUCUUUCCAAUUCCAGCGCACUGGCCCGAGUUCGAGUGUCAGACAGCUUCCCUCACCCUUACACCUCACUCAAUUUUCCUUCAUUGCCUCCCCACCCUCUGAACGCACAUCCGACGAGAUCUCCCUCCUCUCCCUCACCUCAUCACACGUGCUGCUUGCAGCAAUAUCCGCGAAGUCCCCAGAACUCGUCUUGCUUUUAUGGGAUAUACAAUACUCUGUCCUCCUCACCUCGCAUACGCUCCCUAUCCCUUCCACCUUGUCCCAUCCCAAGGAAGGCAUCCGAAUUGAGCUCAUACCCGCCUCUUCAACCCAAGCCCUCCUUGUGCUGUCUCCUAAGCUUCCCAAAGCUUCGUCAAGUUCGCGUUCGAGCGUUUUGGUUGUACCCUUCACGUGUCCCUCCACAUCCACAAUUGCAAAUGCGAUGGGACGCGCUGGCAGUGGAAAGAAAUGGCUAGCCACGACUGCCGAAAGCCCCGACAAAGCGCUAGGCUUAGAUUCGUCCCGCAGGGAUCUCCUCAAGACGAUGCGCACGGCGGUUGAGCAGGGCCGGCCAGAGGCCGCUGACACUGCGUUCUUUGCCUGGGUCGAGCGAGAGAAAACUGCUCUUGUGAAAGCCGCGAAGCGUCCCGCGCAUCCAAAUGCCGUCGAUGUGAGCUCUGAUAGCAGUCCCGAGUUUGGACAUGAAUUUGUUCGCCAGCUAUUGGAUGUCUCCAUUCAACCCUCGAAAGGAGCUGAUGCUUCGUAUUCGCCGAAAGUGACCCACUACUUGCUGCAGAGGCGUGUAGUGUCUGCGAAAAUGAUCGACGGAGGCCUGCUCUCUGUUUUCCAAUCACGCAAGGACGAGGUUACUCUCCAACAUGUGAUUGACCUCUCGGAAAAUGACAUCCUCGCUUUGCUGCAUACGGCCAUCACAUCCCAUCGGCAGCAGCAAAAGUCAGAUCCAGAUGCUAUGCAAGUUGACACCCCGCCAUCGAACGCCCUAGGGGUUCAUACUGUCCUAUCGUCAUGUGUAAAUUACCCGACAUCCCUCGCAGCGCUUCGCGUGUCGAUCCGACAGCACCUGCGGGACGCGGAGGACGUUACUUGUGUGCUAGAGGUUCUAGAUGGGUGGCUCGAGACUUGGUGCACCCAAAGUAUCAGUCUGCUACCUAACGCGACCGAUAAAACCCCGCGAGGAAUUCCGACUCCCAGUAAAAACGUUACUAAGGAGGUAUGUCUGCCUUCCAUGGAUAAGGUCCUCGCGUUUCUUCGCGCCGUCCUUGAUUCAUCUUUCCUCGCCUUGCUGCAGUAUACGCCUUCCCACCGACUUCUCCAACGCCUUUCGGCGCGUUUGGACCCUGAACUCGCGUUCAACGACGAGGUCGAACAGUUGCGUGGUCCGCUGGAGCCUUUCGCUAAAGCGCAGGCGAAGGCCCUUGCAGAGGGGGUGCAGGGUGCGAGGAAGGAUACGCAGGUCGAUUGGCGGAGACGCAAGAAGCUGCAGCAUGAGCAGACGGCCCCGAGUGGCCGUGCUUACAGGUCAGUGAAUUCGUUUCUGCUGCAUACUGACGUCGUUGCUCAGGAACUAGACGCAGUCAGUGAUACGGCAUCGAAAGACGCAAGUGCGGACAAGUCUGGUCCAACUAUCAAAGACUUGCUCCUUGAACAGGGUUAUCCAGUAAAUUAUCUGGAGAUCGUGCCGGACGAGGUGAACGCUAUUCAGCAACUGGUACAGACCUGGUGCGCGUCCGGCGAUGUCGACUGGAUCAUCACCACUGGUGGAACAGGGUUCGGAGUGCGAGAUGCUACACCUGAGGCGAUAGCGCCUCUCAUCGAGCGCCAUGCAUCUGGCCUUGUCCAUCUCCUACUGGGCGCAUCUCUCAAGCACACGCCUCUGGCUGCCUUGUCUCGGCCAGUCGCCGGAACUAUCAAAGACACGCUUAUAGUGACGCUGCCUGGAAGCGUCAAAGCGGUCAAGGAGAACAUCGAGGCCCUGCUCACGGCCGGGGUAGUGGACCAUGCUAUCGAGCUGAUCAAAGGAGGAUCUGGACAGGUUACUCAUUCUGCGUUGGCUGCGUCCUCGACCACUGCGCGGCAUCGGAUCUCGCCAUAUCGACUCUUUUCUUAUGACGAGGCGAUGACCACCAUUCUGAAGGAGAUUCGACCUUUGAAAACUUCUCGCAAGCUAGUCAACGCGGCCUUGAGGGGGCAUAUUUUAGCUGAAGAUGUCUAUGCACCGCAUGACGUCCCUAACACAUUCACAACAAGCGUUGAUGGAUAUGCUGUCAGAUCAACGGAUCCUCCUGGCAAAUACAGGGUCGUGACAUCGGCCUCACACAAUAUAUCAGAGGCCUUGCCAGAAUCCACAAUUUACCGCAUCAACACUGGUGGCCCCUUACCCGCUGGCACAGACUCCGUUGUCAUGGUUGAGGACACUCGUCUCGUGUCGUCUAUUACUGACGCAGAAGGGAACGCUGUUGAAGAAAAAGAAGUAGAAAUAUUGGUUUCCGGAAUUGUUGGUGAAAACAUCCGUAACCCCGGAUCGGACGUCAAGAAGGGCGAGCUUGUCUUGCAAAAGGGUGAUGUCAUCCACAACGCUGGAGGAGAAAUCGGCACGUUGGCCUUUGUUGGUCGACGAGAGGUCGAAGUGUUCCGCAAACCUGUGGUUGCCAUUCUGAGCACUGGCAACGAGAUCGUGGACAUUCAUCGUCCUGUAUCAUUAUCAGGGAACGAUUGGGGUGGUAUAUGGGACACCAAUAGGCCAUCUUUACAAGCUGCCCUUGAAGGAUUAGGAUACGCAGUUGUGGACCUCGGUAUUGUUUCGGAUACGGUCGAGGCUCAUGUCGAAGCUAUCAAGCAAGGCUUGAAACGUGGUGAUAUCCUGUUGACUACUGGUGGGACGUCGAUGGGUGCAAGUGACCUGUUCAAGCCCGUUAUCGAGAGGCGGUUCAACGGGACCAUCCAUUUCGGUCGCGUCGCAAUCAAGCCGGGGAAGCCAACGACGUUUGCAACCAUUCCAGCUCCGGAGUCAGAUGCCGGCCGCAAGCCCAUGUUCGCGCUUCCAGGGAAUCCUGCGUCUGCUUUGGUUACAUUCCACAUAUUUGUCGUGCCGGCUCUGAGGAAGCUGGCUGGCCAUCGCUCUUGCCAAUUUCCACGCAUGCGAGUCAAGUUGAAUGACGCCAUGAGGCUGGAUUCCCGCGUUGAAUUCCACCGCGUCAUAGUCCGCGUUGGACAGGAGGGGCCGAGGGCAUACAGCACUGGAGGACAGCGAUCAAGUCGAGUCGCCAGUUUGAGUGGGGCAAAUGGGCUGGUGAUGCUGCCGCAGAAAGUCGAAGGGGGUCCUGAUCGGAUUGAAUCUGGUGCUGAAGCCGACGCAUACAUCAUUGGGGAGCUUCAGAUGGAAUGA